CUACACAUUCUUCAGAUCUGCAAUAUUACAUAAGAAUGUGAUUAAGCCGAGUCCAAAUCUAAUCUAGUGGCCAUGUGUUGAGGGAACAGCAAACGAUAAUGAAUCACAUCAGCAAAGCAAGAAAACCAGCCAUCAAAUUCAAAUAUGCAGAACAUCAAGAAAUUCCAAUUUCCCACCCAUCAAUAUUGUCCUUUUCAUUUCUUGGACAUCAGAUUAUAGUCUCCAAAUCAGACCUCCACUACCUAUCAAUCUUCUACAGUGUCGCAAGCCCUUUCUCUUCACAAACUUCCAAAAGGAUUCUUCACAUGUCUUUGUUUGUAGUGAAUAGAUAAAGCAUUUUUCUGCACCCUGAUUGCAGUUGGUCCUCAUACUAACUACUCACGGGCUCAUUAUAUGCUCGAUUCAAUGCCUAUAGAUAAUGCUUUUGUAGAAGCUUCUUCCAUGGCUCCAUUCAUUUUUCUUUUUGUUGUUGCAAAUUUUUUUGCUAACCCAUUUUCUCUCCUUGCUCAACCUUCAAAUCCCACCUCCAGCAUCAGUGUUGUUGGUGUUGUUUAUUGUGAUACUUGCUCCACUAAUACUUUCUCUAGAUACAGCUACUUCUUGCCAGGUGUGGAUGUUCAUAUACAAUGCAAAUUCAAUGAAAACUCGCCUAAAACAGCAGAGCAGAUAAACUUCUCGGUGAACCGAACAACAGAUAGAUAUGGGACAUACAACCUGGAAGUACCACAAAUUGAAGGUGUUGAUUGUGUAGAUGGUGCAGCAAUUGAAUCUUUGUGCCAGGCAAGUUUAAUAAACAGCUCAUCUUCAGCCUGUGAUGUUCCUGGAUUAAAGACAACAACUAAUGAGAUAUCUGUCAAGUCGAAGCAAGACAAUCACUGUAUUUACAGCUUGGAUGCACUAAGUUACAGGCCAGCCACAAGAAAUGAUACCUUGUGUGGAAAUUACGGACAAAAGUUGCCAAGUUCCUUCAAUUCUUCAAAGUUCUUUCUCCCUCCCUUGCCACCAUAUCCAAGAUUACCCUUGACUACCCUGCCACCACUUCCCUCUUUGCCCUUCCCAUUCCCUCCUCUCCCACCUUUUCCACCAACCCCAUCUCUCUUUCAACCACCUCCUCCACCAGCUUUUAACCUGGGAGAUCCAAGAACUUGGAUACCUCAUAUUCCUUCACUAUCACCUCCUCCACCACCUGCAUUUAAUCUAAGAGACCCCAGAACUUGGAUACCUCACCUCCCUCCACCCCCUCCUAAUAGGCCUCAGAAUCAAAACCCUUAAUAGAUUGCUCCAGUUAUCAUCUCGAAGUGAUUUAUGUUUAAUAUGCCAUAGUUCAUAAUUAUAUGAGCUUUUACAUGUGAUGAAAAACAGAUGAGUAUAGAAAUAUAAAUUUUAUUUCCUUAAGAA
Molecule: messenger RNA, 1398 nt
Organism: Hevea brasiliensis (rubber tree)
Lineage: Eukaryota; Viridiplantae; Streptophyta; Magnoliopsida; Malpighiales; Euphorbiaceae
Product: leucine-rich repeat extensin-like protein 3
Exons: 2
Coding region: 394-1272 (292 amino acids)
Source: RefSeq, a predicted model, not a curated record